AAGACCAAUAAAAAACCCACCUGGCGUCUUAACGUCGUCUGAGCAGGGAGGAGUCCGAGCACCAGCUCCGUGAGAUGAAGCUGCAGCAUGCCGAGUUUCAGCGCCGCCUCCUCCACCAGCUCCACCGGGAGCGCCAGAGGCUGCAGGAGCAGAGAGCAUUCUGGGAGAAGCGGCUCGAGGAGGAGCGAUCCGCUAUCUGUGGCCGGUUUUCCUCGGAGAAGAAGAACCUGAAGGAGCAGCACGAGGAGGCGGCCCUUCAGCUGAGGGAGCAAGUGUUCUGUUUACAAGAAGCCGCACAGAGUGCCGACCUGCGAAUCGGCCAAUCAGAGGCCAGGUUGAAGGAGUUCAGAGAGCGCUGUGGUCAGUUAGAGGAUGAUGUUGAUGCCUCUAGUGGGCGGUGCUCUGAGCUGGAGGCCAGGCUGGAGGAGGCCUGUGCUCAGCUGGAGGAGAGCAUCACCUUCCUGGAGUCUCAUGAGGUUGUAAGUAAACGUCUGGCGGCGGAGAAGAGCUCGAUGGAGGAGGAGCUUCAGCAGGCGAGGACCAGAGAGGAGCAGCUCCUGGAUCAGGUGACUCAGCUGAAAGAGGAGUUGGGAAACGUCCAGGCUGCUUCCGACAGCAUCCUGCAGGACCGGGAGCUGGUAGCAGACAACUGCAGCCGCCUCUCCAACUCCUUCGUCCAGCUCCAGGCUCAGCUCCGAGCCCGAGACCAGACUGUCGCAACCUUAAGAUCUGAGCUGGAGAACCUGCAGGACGCCAUGACGACCAAAGCCGCUGAGCUGGACUCAUUAAAGACAGACCGCGCCCGGCUGAUCCAGGACCUGAAGGAGCAGGCGAUGGCGGUGGACAACCUGCAGCUGCAGCUGGACGAAGUCUCAGAGGAGCUGGACCGGAGGAGGAGCUUCGACCAGCAGCUGCAGGGGGUUCUGAAGAAAGAACAGACCAGAACCUCGCUGCUCCAGUCAGGUCUGGACGAGGAGAAGGAGGAGGUCUGUCGUCUGAGCCAGGAGAACAGUGGCUACAUCCGGCUGGCUGACCAGCUCUCCACGCAGAUCGUAGAGAUGGAAGAGGAGAUCUCCACCCUCAGAGACCAUCUCCGAGACCUCAGCUCCCAGCUCAACGAGACUGCAGACCUGGUCCUGGACCUCAGGAGGCAGCUCAACUCAAAAACCAGUGAGGUAGAUCAGCUCCAGGCUGAGGUGGCAGACAGCGCUGGUCUCUUACGUCACGUCAAGUCAUCGUCUGAGACGCAGAGCAGCAACGUUCAGCUGGAGGCCAAAGAUGGAGAGCUGGACCGAGUACAGGUCCAGGGGCUGCUGCAGGCCCUGCAGGUCUCCCAGGACCAGCUGAGGACAUCAGAGGAGGAGUUUGAGGAGGAGAAGAGGAAGAUGAGGCAGCAGCUGAUGGAGCUGGAGCAGCUGGUUCUGGCUCUGGAGGAGGUGACGGAGAAUCCGCACAGGACUCAGCUGGAGGAGCUUCGAUCGGAGAACGUCGCUCUGCAGGAGCGACUGAACGUCCUGCAGCCGGAAGUCCAGAACCUGGAGGACGACGUCGCCAAGAGGAGGAGGAAACUCGACGAGAUGGAACGAGAACACGAGAGGAGCAGAGAGGAAGAAGAGAAGCUGCACAGAGAGAACUCUAAAUAUCGAGAGGAGGUUCUGGAUCUGAGCAGCAGGAACCUGCAGCUGAGCAGCGACAACGCCGAGCUGAGCGCCCGUCUCCGUGGAGACCAGGAGUCCGUCCGGAUGCUGGGGGAGCGUCUUACGACCGUCUCCAAGGAGAAGGAGGAGGAGGCAGCCAUGGUGCGACGGUUGCAGGAAGCAGCAACGCAGCAGGGGAGAGAGAACAUUCAGCAGCAGACGUCCUGGACGCAAGAGCGACAUCUGCUGGAGAAAGAGCUGAACUCCUGCAAGGACAAGCUAGGUCGUCUGUCGGAGCUGGAGGCGGAGCUCAGCGCUGUGACUCUGAAGCUCCAGUGGUCAGAGGAGGACAAAGCCAAACUGCUGAGAGAGGCCGACGACCGCAACCACAAGGUGGAGAAGCUGCAGCAGUUGCUUCUCGCUCUGGAGUCGGAGGCUGAGCUGCUUCGCUCUCAGCUCCACGCCGUCAGCCGAGAGAAACUUGGUCACGCCCAGGAAGUAACUGACCUGCAGAGGGCGCUGGACGAUGCUCGCAACAAGGUGGAGGAGUUGGAGAGGAGCAUCAGGAAGUUAGUGAUGGAGAAGGACGAGCUGUGUCGGUCUCUGGAGGAGCAGGAGGAGCAGGCGUCCAUCGCUCUGCAGGAGGAAUCGCACAGACUGAGAGUCCAGAAGCAGGAGCUCCAACACAAGAUGACGGAGCUGCAGCUCCAGAGUGUGGACGUUCACAAACUGACGGAGGAGCAGCAGAAGCUGAAGAACAAAGUGAGCGAGCUGGAGGUGGAGAGGACGCAGGCGGAGAACCAGGCGUGGUGGGCGGACUCGGCCCUUAGUGUUGCGCAGGCGCAGCACACGCGGCAGCUGCAGGAGGUGCAGGAGCGAGCGGGCGGCGGCAGCAUGGAGCAGCUGCAGGUGCAACUGCUGGAGGAGCAGAGGAGGAGUCAACAGUUGGAGGAGACGCUGAAGCUUCAGGCUCAGCAGAGCAGCUCUCAGAUCAGCGUCAAGCAGGAUCAGUACGAGAAGGCGGUGGCGUCGCUGGAGCGGAGGACGGAGGAUCUAGAGCUGAAGCUGAAGGCCGUCCGCUCGGUUCUGCAGGAGAAAGUCCAGGAGCUCAAAGAGCAGAUGGCGAAGAACGCCAAGUCGAGCGUGAUGCUGAAGGAUCUGUACGUGGAGAACUCUCAGCUGAUGAAAGUGCUGCAGGUCACCGAGCAGCGGCAGAAGAAAGCAGAGAAGAACAACUUCCUGUUGAAGGAGAAGGUUGGCGCCCUCAACAGGCUGCUGAGAGAGAUCGUCCCUGUGUCACUCGCCACGUAGCUCCCGCACAAACAACUGUGACCACGCAGCUUCAGGGACCAAUCAGCAGCUGGUCUGAGAUCAGUUCCAAUAAAGCAGCCCCUGCACACGGGGGGGACGUUAGCCUAGCUUAGCACAAACACUGGAAGCAGGUGGAAACUGUUAGCACCAAGUCUGGAAGUAAUGGAAAAGCUCAGUUGAAAAAAAUCACUGUUGUAAGAAAAAAGUCACAAUAUUCAGAAUUAAUUUAAGAUUC
Molecule: messenger RNA, 3183 nt
Organism: Paralichthys olivaceus (Japanese flounder)
Lineage: Eukaryota; Metazoa; Chordata; Actinopteri; Pleuronectiformes; Paralichthyidae
Source: RefSeq, a predicted model, not a curated record